Messenger RNA from Tupaia belangeri chinensis (Chinese tree shrew), 6341 nucleotides. Its product is annotated as lipopolysaccharide-responsive and beige-like anchor protein. NCBI's taxonomy places the organism in Eukaryota, Metazoa, Chordata, Mammalia, Scandentia, Tupaiidae. Gene Ontology annotation, cellular component: membrane; cytosol. The record is from RefSeq and is a predicted model, not a curated record. Gene Ontology annotation, biological process: intracellular protein localization. Gene Ontology annotation, molecular function: protein kinase binding.
GGGGGAGGAGGGAGCUGCUCCCGGGCCUCGGGGACCCGCCUUCCCGGCCCUGCGCCGCGGCCGCCAGCGGGAGGCUGGGAGUGGGGUGCCUCCUGGAACUUACUCGUCGGACGGGAACUGUUUCCCUGUCCCCUCCGUAACAGCAACCUCCCCCCCACACCCUAAAACAAAACCUAGCCUCUUUAACAUAUAUCUAAUCUUCCAAUAGGGUUUGGCGUUGUUGUCAGCCUCGGGGAGAGAGAUUGGACAAAUAAUUCUCCAGGCGGAGGAGGGCGACGCCAAGGACUUACCACCUCCACCGCUUUUGGGGUUUUCCACAAGUUGGAAGAGAGACCCCUUCCGUUUUGCGCUGCGUGCGUUGUGCUGAUUACUCGCGCGGGGACUGCUGUCCCAGGGUGACUCCGCGUCGUCCUUUCUCGAGAACUAGCAAUGGCUAGCGAGGACAAUCGUGUCCCUUCCCCGCCACCAACAGGUGAUGACGGGGGAGGUGGAGGGAAAGAAGAAACCCCUGCCGAAGGGGGGGCCUUGUCUCUGACACCGGGGCUCCCCAUCAGGGGCAUCAGAAUGAAAUUCGCUGUGUUGACCGGUCUGGUGGAAGUCGGAGAAGUAUCCAACAGGGACAUUGUAGAAACUGUCUUUAACCUGCUGGUAGGAGGACAGUUUGAUUUGGAAAUGAACUUCAUUAUCCAAGAGGGUGAGAGUAUCACCUGCAUGGUAGAGCUCCUGGAAAAAUGCGACGUUACCUGCCAAGCAGAAGUCUGGAGCAUGUUCACAGCCAUCCUCAAGAAAAGCAUACGGAAUCUUCAAGUCUGCACGGAAGUAGGCCUUGUCGAAAAGGUGCUUGGGAAGAUUGAACAGGCCGACAAUAUGAUAGCAGAUCUUUUAGUUGACAUGUUGGGCGUGCUGGCUAGCUAUAAUUUGACAGUUCGAGAACUAAAGCUGUUCUUCAGUAAACUUCAAGGAGAUAAAGGACAGUGGCCUCCACACGCGGGGAAGCUGCUGACGGUGUUAAAGCACAUGCCUCAGAAGUACGGUCCUGACGCCUUUUUCAACUUCCCAGGCAAGAGCGCUGCCGCUAUCGCGUUACCUCCUAUAGCCAAGUGGCCGUACCAGAAUGGUUUUACGUUUCAUACCUGGCUUAGACUGGACCCUGUGAAUAACAUCAACGUGGAUAAGGAUAAACCGUAUUUGUAUUGUUUCAGAACCAGCAAAGGGCUUGGUUAUUCUGCUCAUUUUGUUGGAGGCUGUUUGAUUAUAACAUCAAUAAAGUCCAAAGGAAAAGGCUUUCAACACUGCGUAAAAUUUGACUUCAAGCCGCAAAAGUGGUACAUGGUCACGAUAGUGCACAUCUACAACCGCUGGAAGAACAGUGAGCUGCGGUGUUACGUCAACGGUGAACUGGCUUCCUAUGGAGAGAUCACGUGGUUUGUCAACACCAGUGAUACCUUCGACAAAUGUUUCCUGGGCUCGUCAGAAACCGCAGAUGCAAAUCGAGUGUUCUGUGGUCAGAUGACUGCAGUUUACCUGUUCAGUGAAGCUCUUAACGCAGCCCAGAUUUUUGCUAUUUAUCAGCUGGGCCUGGGAUACAAGGGUACAUUUAAAUUCAAAGCUGAAAGCGAUCUUUUUCUUGCCGAGCAUCACAAACUUCUGCUCUAUGAUGGCAAGCUCUCCAGUGCCAUUGCGUUCACGUACAACCCACGGGCCACAGAUGCCCAGCUUUGCCUCGAGUCGUCUCCGAAGGACAACCCUUCCAUUUUCGUUCAUUCGCCGCACGCCCUCAUGCUCCAGGAUGUGAAGGCGGUCCUAACGCAUUCCAUCCAGAGCGCUAUGCAUUCAAUUGGAGGCGUUCAAGUGCUGUUCCCACUUUUUGCACAGCUGGACUACAGGCAAUACUCAUCCGAUGAGGUUGACUUGACUAUCUGUUCAACCUUGCUGUCUUUUAUCAUGGAGCUGUUGAAGAACUCGAUCGCUAUGCAGGAGCAGAUGCUCGCCUGCAAGGGCUUCUUGGUAAUAGGAUAUAGCCUUGAAAAGUCUUCCAAAUCCCAUGUCAGCAGAGCUGUCCUUGAACUUUGCCUUGCAUUUUCAAAAUACCUGAGUAACCUGCAGAAUGGGAUGCCCCUGCUCAAGCAGUUGUGUGAUCACAUUCUUCUUAAUCCUGCCAUAUGGAUUCAUACCCCAGCCAAGGUGCAGUUGAUGCUGUACACCUACCUGUCUACGGAAUUCAUCGGCACCGUGAACAUCUACAACGCCAUCCGGAGAGUCGGCACGGUGCUUCUCAUCAUGCACACGCUCAAGUACUACUACUGGGCAGUGAACCCCCAGGAUCGCAGCGGCAUCACCCCCAAAGGGUUAGAUGGACCACGACCUAAUCAGAAAGAAAUGCUGUCUCUCCGCGCCUUCUUGUUGAUGUUCAUUAAACAGCUGGUGAUGAAGGAUUCUGGAGUAAAGGAAGAUGAACUACAAGCCAUUCUUAAUUAUCUACUGACUAUGCAUGAGGAUGACAAUCUAAUGGAUGUCCUUCAGCUGCUUGUCGCAUUGAUGUCUGAACACCCUAACUCUAUGAUUCCUGCCUUCGACCAAAGGAACGGGCUACGGGUUAUCUACAAACUUCUGGCAUCCAAAAGCGAAGGAAUCCGAGUGCAAGCUCUCAAGGCCAUGGGCUAUUUUUUAAAACAUCUGGCCCCAAAGAGAAAGGCUGAAAUCAUGCUUGGGCAUGGAUUGUUUUCACUGCUAGCUGAAAGGCUCAUGCUUCAGACGAAUUUAAUCACCAUGACUACAUACAAUGUCCUGUUCGAGAUUCUUAUAGAACAGAUUUGUACUCAGGUGAUACAUAAACAGCAUCCAGAUCCCGAUUCGACUGUAAAGAUACAAAACCCGCAGAUACUAAAAGUCAUUGCGACCCUACUUCGCAAUUCUCCCCAGUGCCCAGAGAGCAUGGAGGUUCGCCGAGCCUUUCUCUCUGACAUGAUUAAACUUUUUAAUAACAGCAGAGAAAACAGGAGGAGCUUGCUCCAGUGCUCUGUGUGGCAAGAGUGGAUGCUUUCUCUCUGCUAUUUCAGUCCCAAGAAUUCAGACGAGCAAAAGAUAACAGAAAUGGUGUAUGCGAUAUUCAGAAUCCUACUUUACCACGCAGUCAAGUACGAAUGGGGCGGCUGGCGUGUGUGGGUGGACACCUUAUCCAUCACGCAUUCAAAGGUCACUUUUGAAAUACACAAAGCAAACCUUGCCAGCAUAUUUCGGGAACAGCAGGGAAAACUCGAUGAAGACAUAGGGCCGUGCUCUUCAAGUCCAGUUGGAGCAGUCUCCGGCAUUAGCAGGGACGUUACCGUUUCAGAAGGGUCCCGGCCUUCAGAUACGCAGGAUUCUCCCGCCCACCCUCAUUGCCCCGGACAGAAGGAUGAAACCCCCGGCACGGAGGUAACGGGUUCAGUCGAAUCUACAUCUAACCCCGGACCGCAGACCCACGAUACAGCUCACGGAGGGGAAACCGAGCCGGAGUGUCAGGCGGUACCCGAUGAAGUCCCUUUAGAAGAGACACUGACAAACGCGGGCGACUCAGAAGUCACUUCUGACCCAAUAGAAGCAGUGACCGUCUUGUCUAAUUCUUUAAAAAAAGGCGAGAAGGACACAGCGACCAUCAGUGAAGUGACUGCCACCCUCAGUUCUCCUUCCGAGGAGGAUGCUUCCGAGAUGCCGGAAUUCCUGGACAGGUCUCUAGCGGAAGACGAGGACGAGGAUGACUAUGUGGAAGUGAAGGUAGGAGGUAGCCCUCCGGAGGAGGCCAGUCCACCCGCAGAGCUCCGAGAUAAUGGCUUGUCUCCAGCCGUCUCCGAAGCCAGCGAAAGACUGGACAUCGUCAGUGCUGACCACAGAGCGGUAUGUCACGAGGAACACGCUCAGACAGGACAGCAAGCUGGCCCUGACGCACAAGCUUCUAAAGACUCUGGCACCCUGGCUGCCACCGCAUCCGGGUCCUCAGCUACCUCACCAGAAACUGCUGUCUCCCCAACUGUGCAGUCAGACAUCGGUCAGAUGCCGGAGGGAGGGAAGAAAGGCACCAGAGAAAGCAGGUUACCCAGCAAUGGUCAUGGACACGUCGGGGAGGCGGCUGCUCUUUCUGAGCCCAGAAUUGCCAAGUUGGAUGUUUCCAGUGUUGCUACAGAUACCGAGAGGCUAGAGCUGAAGGCCAGCACGAGUGUGGAAGCGCCUCAGCCUCCCCGACAAGGGCCCGAGAUGCCAAGGCAACAGGAGCAGCCGGGGCAAGGAACAGCACCAGACUCAGCUGGUGGACAAAGGAGAGAUUCCAGACCCGCCAUGUUUCGUAUUCCCGAGUUCAAGUGGUCUCCCAUGCACCAGCGUCUGCUCACGGACCUCUUGUUUUCAAUAGAAACAGAUAUACAGAUGUGGAGAAGCCAUUCAACAAAGACAGUUAUGGACUUCGUGAAUAGCAGUGAUAAUGUCAUCUUUGUACACAACACAAUUCAUCUCAUCUCUCAAGUGACGGACAAUAUGGUCAUGGCUUGUGGGGGGAUACUGCCAUUGCUUUCCGCUGCUACGUCGGCUACACAUGAACUGGAGAAUAUCGAACCUACACAAGGCCUUUCCAUAGAAGCCUCUGUGACGUUCUUGCAGAGGCUGAUUAGCCUCGUGGAUGUGCUCAUAUUCGCAAGUUCUCUCGGCUUUACCGAAAUCGAAGCUGAAAAGAACAUGUCAUCUGGAGGAAUUUUGCGCCAGUGCCUGCGACUGGUGUGUGCAGUGGCAGUAAGGAAUUGCUUAGAGUGUCAGCAACAUUCCCGACUGAGAACCAGGGGCGAUUCCACCAACAGCUUAAAAACAAUACACAGCCUGAUUCCCAUGGCAAAAUCUGCAGCCAAGAGUCCGGUGGACCUUGUGACUGGCGGAAUAUCUCCAGUAAGAGAUCUCGACAGGCUCCUACAAGACAUGGAUAUUAAUCGGCUGAGGGCAGUUGUUUUCAGAGACAUAGAGGACAGCAAGCAAGCUCAGUUCUUGGCCCUGGCUGUGGUGUACUUCAUCUCUGUCCUCAUGGUCUCCAAGUACAGAGACAUCCUGGAGCCCCAGAACGAAAGGCACGGCCCGACAUGUAAGGAAACCGCCAGUGAAAACGGGAGCGCGUCGCUCUCUGAUGUAGACAACACGGCGGCCGCGCUCAGCCCCGCCACGCCUGCGUCAGUGGCCGAGGGCGCGUCCGGAGGAGAGACGCGGAGGAGAGACUCGGGCAUUGGGGACGAGCCCGCGUGCAGCCCGGCCGGCGGGGUGGAUGUGACUUCGCAGACGGCGCCCCCGCGGGUCAGCGCAGGCCCGGAUGCCAUCAGCGAGGUGCUGUGUACUCUUUCCUUAGAAGUCAAUAAAUCUCAGGAAUCCAAGAACGACGGAGGCGAUGAGUCGGAUAAAAAGGCUACCCCAGCAGUUCCAGUUUCAAAAAACGUCAACGUGAAGGAUAUUCUCCGCAGCUUGGUGAAUAUACCGGCUGACGGCGUCACCGUGGACCCUGCCCUGCUGCCACCAGCCUGCCUCGGCGCCCUGGGCGAUCUGUCUGCGGAGCAGCCCGUGCAGUUCCGGUCGUUCGACAGAAGUGUCGUCAUUGCUACAAAAAAAUCAGCGGUCCUACCUUCCACACCGACGACAAGUAUUCCUACGAAUGCCGUCAGUGUGGUGUCUUCCGUAGAUUCUGCCCAAGCCUCAGAUGUGGGAGGAGAAUCACCAGGCAAUCGAUCAUCUAAUGCAAAGUUGCCCUCAGUUCCAACCGUCGGUUCAGUUCCACAAGACCCAGAUUCAAAUAUGAGUAUUACAGAGAGGCUCGAGCAGGCUCUGGAAAAGGCAGCUCCUCUUCUGCGGGAGAUUUUUGUGGAUUUUGCACCUUUUCUUUCUCGGACACUUCUGGGUAGCCAUGGACAAGAACUGCUUAUAGAGGGAACAAGUCUUGUUUGCAUGAAGUCUAGUAGUUCCGUUGUGGAAUUGGUUAUGCUACUGUGUUCUCAGGAGUGGCAGAAUUCUAUUCAGAAGAACGCCGGCCUUGCGUUCAUUGAACUCGUCAACGAGGGAAGGUUGCUUAGCCAAACAAUGAAGGAUCAUCUCGUAAGAGUAGCGAACGAAGCUGAAUUUAUCCUGAGCAGACAGAGAGCAGAAGAUAUUCAUAGACAUGCAGAAUUUGAGUCCCUGUGUGCCCAGUAUUCCGCAGACAAGCGGGAGGAUGAGAAGAUGUGUGAUCAUCUGAUAAGAGCAGCUAAAUAUCGAGACCAUGUGACAGCCACUCAGCUAAUCCAGAAAAUCAUCCACAUCCUCACAGACAAGCAUGGAGCCUGGGGAAGUUCUGCCGUGAG